Molecule: messenger RNA, 3147 nt
Organism: Mizuhopecten yessoensis (Yesso scallop)
Lineage: Eukaryota; Metazoa; Mollusca; Bivalvia; Pectinida; Pectinidae
Exons: 3
Coding region: 1-3147 (1048 amino acids)
Source: RefSeq, a predicted model, not a curated record
AUGGCCACUGGUGGUAAGGGUCCUAUGCGAUCACACGAUGUGCUACGUACCACAAGCUGUGAGCCUUUAACACAGCCCUCCCUCCCACAUUAUUCACAACGAGACACAGAACAGCCCCCCUCCCACAGUAUUAACGGUGUGACACAGAACAUCAACCUUUAUCACAGCCCUCCCUCCAACAGUAUCAACAAUGUGACACAGAACAGCAACCUUUAUCACAGGCCUCCCUCCCACAGUAUUAACAGUGUGACAGAGAACAGCAACAUUUAUCACAGCCCUCCCUCCCACAGAAUUAACGGUUGGCCACAGAACAACAACCUUUAUCACAGCCCUCCCUCCGUCAGAAUUAAAGGUGGGCCACAGAACCGUGUGACACAGCACAGUAACCUUUAUCACAGCCCUCCCUUCAACAGUAUUAUCAGUGUAACACAGAACAGCAACCUUUAUCACAGCCCUCCCUCCUACAGAAUUAACAGUGUGACAGAGAACAGCAACAUUUAUCACAGCCCUCCCUCCCACAGAAUUAACAAUGUGACAGAGAACAGCAACCGUUAUCACAGCCCUCCCUCCCACAGUAUUAACAGUGUGACAGAGAACAGCAACAUUUAUCAAAGCCCUCCCUUCAACAGAAUUAACAGUGUGACACAUAACAGCAACUUUUAUCACAGCCCUCCCUCCCACAGUAUAAACAGUGUGACACAGAACGACAACCUUUAUCACAGCCCUCCCUCCAACAGAAUUAACAAUGUGACAGAGAACAGCAACCGUUAUCACAGCCCUCCCUCCCACAGUAUUUACAGAGUGACACAGUACAGCAACCUUUAUCACAGCCCUCCCUCCUACAGAAUUAACAGUGUGACAGAGAACAGUAACCUUUAUCAAAGCCCUCCCUCCAACAGAAUUAACAAUGUGACAGAGAACAGCAACCGUUAUCACAGCCCUCCCUCCCACAGUAUUUACAGAGUGACACAGUACAGCAACCUUUAUCACAGCACUUCCUCCCACAGAAUUAACAGUGUGACAGAGAACAGUAACCUUUAUCACAGCCCUCCUUCCCACAGAAUUAACGGUGUGCCACAGAACAGUGUGACACAGAACAGCAACCUUGAUCACAGUCCUCCCUCCAACAGAAUUAACAGUGCGACACAGAACAGCAACCGUUAUCAUAGCCCUCCCUCACACAGUGUGUCACACAGAACAGUAACCUUUAACACAGCCCUCCCUCCCACAGUAUUUACAGUGUUACUCAGUACAGCAACCUUUAUCACAGCCCUUCCUCCCACAGAAUUAACAGUAAUUAACAGUGUGACACAGAACAGUGUGACACAGAACAGUAACCUUUAUCACAGCCCUCCCUCCCACAGAAUUAACAGUGUGAAACAGAACAGCAACCUUUAUCACAGGCCUCCCUCCCAAAGUAUAAACAGAGUGACACAGAACAGCAACCUUUAUCACAGCACUCUCUUCAACAGAAUUACCAGUUUGACACAGAACAGCAACCUUUAUCACAGUCCUCCCUCCAACAGAAUUAACAGUGUGAAAAAGAACAGCAACCUUUAUCACAGGCCUCCCUCCCACAGUAUUAACGGUGUGACACAGAACAUCAACCUUUAUCACAGCCCUCCCUCCAACAGAAUUAACAGUGUGACACAGAACAACAACCUUUAUCACAGCCCUCCCUCCCACAGAAUUAAAGAUGUGACACAGAACAGUAACCUUUAUCACUGCCCUCCCUCCCACAGAAUUAACGGUGUGACACAGAACAUUAACCUUUAUCACAGCCCUCCCUCCCACAGAAUUAACGGUGUGACACAGAACAUUAACCUUUAUCACAGCCCUCCCUCCCACAGUAUUACCAGUGUGACACAGAACAGCAACCCUUAUUACAGCCCUCCCACCCACAGAAUUAACGGUGGGCCACAGAACAACAACCUUUAUCACAGCCCUCCCUCCCACAGUAUUACCAGUGUGACACAGAACAGCAACCCUUAUCACAGCCCUCCCUCCCACAGUAUUUACAGUGUUACUCAGUACAGCAACCUUUAUCACAGCCCUCCCUCCCACAGAAUUAACGGUGGGCCACAGAACAACAACCUUUAUCACAGCCCUCCCUCCCACAGAAUUAACGGUGUGACACAGAACAGCAACCUUUAUCACAGCACUCUCUUCAACAGAAUUACCAGUUUGACACAGAACAGCAACCUUUAUCACAGUCCUCCCUCCAACAGAAUUAACAGUGUGAAAAAGAACAGCAACCUUUAUCACAGGCCUCCCUCCCAAAGUAUAAACAGAGUGACACAGAACAGCAACCUUUAUCACAGCACUCUCUUCAACAGAAUUACCAGUUUGACACAGAACAGCAACCUUUAUCACAGCCCUUCCUCCCACAGUAUUAACAGUGUGACACAGAACAGCAACCCUUAUCACAGCCCUCCCUCCCACAGUAUUACCAGUGUGACACAGAACAGCAACCCUUAUCACAGCCCUCCCUCCCACAGUAUUACCAGUGUGACACAGAACGGCAACCUUUAUCACAGCCCUCCCUCCCACAGUAUUACCAGUGUAAGACAGAACAGCAACCUUUAUCACAGCCCUCCCUCCCACAGUAUUACCAGUGUGACACAGAACAGCAACCCUUAUCACAGCCCUCCCUCCCACAGUAUUACCAGUGUGACACAGAACGGCAACCUUUAUCACAGCCCUCCCUCCCACAGAAUUAACAGUGUGAAACAGAACAGCAACCUUUAUCACAGGCCUCCCUCCCACAGUAUAAACAGAGUGACACAAAACAGCAACCUUUAUCACAGUCCUCCCUCCAACAGAAUUAACAGUGUGACACAGAACAACAACCUUUAUCACAGCCCUCCCUCCCACAGAAUUAACAGUGUGACACAGAACAGCAACCCUUAUCACAGCCCUCCCUCCCACAGUAUUACCAGUGUGACACAGAACAGCAACCCUUAUCACAGCCCUCCCUCCCACAGUAUUAACAGUGUGACACAAAACAGCAACCUUUAUCACAGUCCUCCCUCCAACAGAAUUAACAGUGUGACACAGAACAACAACCUUUAUCACAGCCCUCCCUCCCACAUAAUUAACGGUGUGACACAGAACAUUAACCUUUACCACAGCCCUCCCUCCCACUGA